This is a messenger RNA of Pelobates fuscus (common spadefoot toad), 4421 nucleotides long. It is a transcript of the gene DHX29, whose product is annotated as DExH-box helicase 29. The record is from RefSeq and is a predicted model, not a curated record. The transcript has 28 exons. Gene Ontology annotation, biological process: translational initiation. Gene Ontology annotation, molecular function: RNA binding; RNA helicase activity; ATP binding. The coding region runs from base 111 to 4232 and encodes 1373 amino acids. Gene Ontology annotation, cellular component: intracellular anatomical structure. Lineage: Eukaryota; Metazoa; Chordata; Amphibia; Anura; Pelobatidae.
GGAACAUGGGAGCCCGGUGACGUUAGAUAGUUCAUGAUGGGCAUCCCAGGCGCGAUCUGAGAGCGGCGAGCGAGACACAGCCAUACAUAUACAUCUGAGAAUCUAAAAACAUGGGUGGAAAAAAUAAGAAAAGUCGCCAUGGCAACUCCACAUCUGUCCAGGCAGUCGUAGCUUCAGCUAACAAGUCCAGGGUGACUGCAGAUCAGAAAGCUUCAGGAGAGGACACUACCAAGAAACCGGGCUCUAAAUCUGCUAAUGUAGCUGGCGUUAACAAGGAACUGAAGAGCAAACAAGGGCCAAAAACAUAUAGUUUUGGUUCGUCUGCUGAUGCAAGUUCUUCAGCAAAUCACAAUAAGUCUGUUUUAAAGGUAGUGAUUGACGUUAAUCUGGAGAAAAGAAUAAUUUCUCUAAUCAAUGAGCAUAAAAAGCUCAAUUGUGAUAAAGGGACGGUUUCAGGAAGAUUGACUUCUAAGAAGUUACAGGAUCUGUAUGUGGCCUUACAGGAGCUCAGUUUUAAGUCCGAGCAUAUAGAGGAAGCAAUGACAAACACCGUUUUGUAUGGAGGAGAUCUGCAUUCUGCGCUUGAUUGGCUGUGUCUGAACCUACCAGAUGAUGCUUUGCCUGAGGGGUUCUGCCAGCAAUUUGUAGAAGAAGAGACGAGAAUACGACCAAAGUAUCAACCCACACCCCAGAAACCCAUUUCUCCGAGCGUCUCCAACAAUGGGAAGGCCAAAGAGGGAACAGAGUUAAAGGCCAGCAAUGAGAAGGAGAUGAGUAUGAAGGAAUGGAUUCUGCGAUAUGCCGAACGAGAAAGUGAUGAGGAAGAGGAGAUUGAUGCAUCUGAGAAGGACCCAGAGAAAGAGCACUUUGAUCCCAACGAGAGGUACCUGGAAUUAACCGCUAAGCUGCUUGAUGCCAGAGCACAUGCUGCCUGCACCAAACAAGAGAAAGACAAAUCGAGUCAGAGAGAAGCUCAGGAGAAAAUAAAGAAAUAUCUACAAGAGAUGAAAAGUUUAGAAGAACAUCCAAUGUUUAAUCCUCAGGUUAAAAUCCCAGAAGUAAAAGCAGAAAAUAAAAAAGGACCCUCACCUUCUGCUGAAGAGGGAAAUUUAAACUUCAAUCUGUUUGAAAACACAGCGAAUGCUCCUGCUCCUGCUCCAGCUCCGGCUCCUGCUCCAGAAGAAAAAGUGAAGAAGAAACCACCUCUCGACAUCCGAAACUUCGACUACACCUCUCGCAGCUGGACAGGAAAAUCUCCAAAGCAGUUUCUCAUUGAUUGGUGCCGGAAGCAUUUUCCCAAGAGCCCGAAUCCAUCCUUUGAAAAAAUACCAGUUGGCAAGUAUUGGAGAAGCAGAGUUAAGAUUAUUAAAUCUCAAGAAGACGUUAUGUCAGUGUGUCCUACAAUCGUGACAGAAGACAGCAUGCAGGCACAGCAUUUGGCUGCCACCCUUGCAUUGUAUCAGCUCACCAAGGGGCAGUCCGUACACCAGCUGCUGCCUCACACUUACAGAGAUGUUUGGUUAGAGUGGAGCGAUGAAGAAAAAAGUAAACAGGAGCAAAACAAAAUGGAGUCCAACAAACCUCGUGACCAGUUUAUUUCCAAGCUACUGAGCAAGCUAAAACUGCAACAGCAGCAGCAGGAGCAGCCUGUUACAGAAACAAAGGUGUUAACGGACCCAGAGGACUCCUGGGAAAAUCUGGCUUCAGAAGAUGACCUAAACCAAAUGGCAUUAGAUCGUAUGGAAAUUGACAAUUUAGAACCUGUGAGAAAUCUUUUUGUCAAAUCCCGAGAUUCUGCUAAGUAUCAGAGGCUCCUGAAUGAAAGGGAACAACUUCCUGUUUUUGCACACAGGAACUUUAUUUUAGAAACACUUAACAGACAUCGGGUAAUUGUGGUGGCUGGAGAAACAGGAAGCGGUAAAAGUACCCAAGUCCCCCAAUUCUUACUGGAAGAUCUGCUUCAGAAUAGGUGGAACUCAGGGAAAUGUAAUAUUGUGUGCACCCAGCCUCGCAGAAUCUCUGCCAUGAGUCUUGCUACGAGAGUGUGUGAAGAGCUUGGAUGUGAAUCUGGACCCGGAGGAAGGAACUCCCUCUGUGGGUAUCAGAUUCGUAUGGAAUCUAGGACAGGAGAGUUUACCAGACUGUUGUACUGUACCACCGGAAUACUGCUUCGGAAACUACAGGAUGAUAGCAUGUUGAAGAACAUAACACAUGUCAUUGUGGAUGAGGUACAUGAAAGGACUGUCCAGUCUGACUUUCUGCUCAUCAUUCUAAGAGAGAUUCUGCACAAGCGCUCGGACCUGCACCUCGUACUAAUGAGCGCUACCGUGGAUGCUGAAAAGUUCUCUAGAUAUUUCACACACUGUCCCAUCAUAAGGAUCUCUGGAAGAACCUACCCUGUUGAGGUUUUUCACUUGGAGGAUAUCGUUGAAGAGACUGGUUUUGUUCUGGAGCAAGAUUCUGAGUAUUGUCAGAGGUUCUUAGAAGACGAUGAAGAAAUUACUCUCAGUAUAACUGGCAAAGGAGGUAGCAGCAAAAAAUACCAGGAGUUCAUCCCUGGUCAGUUGAGUACUGAGUUGGAUCCAAGCCCUCACUACCAGAAGUUCAGCAAUAGGACACGCCACGCUGUUCUCUACAUGAACCCAAACAAAAUCAAUCUGGACCUAAUCCUCCAACUGCUGGUAUUCUUAGACAAAAGUGCACAGUAUAGGAAUGUGGAGGGAGCAGUGCUCAUCUUUCUGCCAGGACUGGCUGACAUCCAGCAGCUGUAUGAUCUGCUGUCUUCUGAUAAGAAGUUUCAGGACAGGAGAAGAUACAAAGUGAUAGCAUUGCAUUCAAUCCUUUCCAGUCAGGAUCAGGCUGAAGCUUUUAUACUACCCCCACCAGGAACCAGGAAGAUUGUAUUGGCAACAAAUAUUGCAGAAACAGGAAUUACCAUCCCCGAUGUGGUGUUUGUCAUUGAUGCUGGACGCACAAAGGAAAAUAGGUAUCAUGAAAGCAGUCAGAUGAGCUCCCUGGUCGAGACUUUUAUUAGCAAAGCUAGUGCCUUGCAACGCCAAGGAAGAGCUGGUCGUGUUCGGCCUGGAUUCUGCUUCCGACUUUAUACAGAGGAAAGAUUUGGGAGUUUUUUGGCUUACUCUGUUCCUGAAAUUCUGAGAGUGCCUUUGGAAGAGCUGUGUCUUCACAUCAUGAAAUGUGAUCUUGGAUCUCCUGAGGACUUUUUGUCAAAGGCAUUAGAUCCUCCUCAGCUUCAGGUCAUCAGUAAUGCAAUGAACCUUCUGCGGAAGAUAGGAGCUUGCGAGUUGACUCUGCCCAAACUGACACCUUUGGGUCAGCAUCUUGCUGCAUUGCCAGUCAAUGUGAAGAUUGGCAAAAUGCUCAUCUUUGGAGCGAUAUUUGGCUGUCUUGACACUGUAGCAAUUCUAGCAGCCACAAUGACGGAGAAAUCCCCAUUUAUAACACCAAUCGGCAGAAAAGAUGAGGCGGAUCUGGCAAAGUCAGCCUUAGCCAUAGCAAACUCUGAUCACCUUACCAUCUUCAGAGCAUAUAUGGGGUGGAAGUUAAGUCGAGGAGAAGGAUACAAUUCUGAAAUGAGUUACUGUCGGAAAAACUUUUUAAAUAGAAAAGCACUUUUAACAAUUGAGGAUGUGAAGCAAGAAUUAAUAAGACUAGUGAGUGCUGCAGGAUUUCAAUGUCCAUUUCCUGUUGGUCCAAAAGAGCAUUAUGGUCAUGGAGACAAAAGAAUCUUCUCACCCCAAGAGACAUCUCUUCUUAAGGCUGUCCUGGCAGCUGGUCUCUAUGAUAAUGUAGGCAAGAUCUUGUUCACAAAGUCUGUUGAUAUCACUGAGAAGUUGGCCUGUAUGGUGGAAACUGCUCAAGGGAAGGCACAAGUCCACCCAUCUUCUGUAAACCGAGAUCUCCAAGUCUACGGUUGGCUUCUUUAUCAGGAGAAGGUUAAGUAUUCCAAGAUUUUCUUGCGGGAAACCACAUUGAUUUCACCAUUUCCUAUUCUCCUGUUUGGAGGCAACAUAGAGGUACAACAUCGGGAGCGACUUUUAACUGUGGAUGACUGGAUUCAUUUUCAGGCUCCAGUAAAGAUUGCUGUCAUUUUUAAAGAAUUGCGUGUCUUAAUUGAAUCCGUUUUAAAGAAGAAACUUGAAAACCCCAAAAUGUCCCUGGAAGAUGAUAAGAUUUUGAGCAUCAUCAAAGAACUAAUAAGAAAUGAGCAGUAAGAACGUUGCAGGACUCCAAUCCCAAGGAUUGCUCUACUAUGAAACCAGAAUGAAGGCUGUGUCAAGAGAAUUUAAAUACUGUGGUAUUUCAGCUCUGCAAUGUCGAUAAUCCAUAUGGUUAACCUUUUUAGUGUUGCAUGCAGCAUUGAAGAGGUUCAUUUUUUUUAUAAAAAAAAAAAAUGCAAGAAC